GUCUGUAGAGGACGGGUGGUUGCUAGGCAACAGCAAACAUUCCGGACUACAGUCGACUUUCUACUACCAGACCUGGUGUUGCUGUCUCUGGAGCCCCUCGACAGCGGCGGCUGUGGCUGCCCUAGGCUGACUUGGAGUGAGAAUGGCUUUUCACACCUCAGAGAAGGAUGUCAAACUGAAAAAUAUUGAAGAGCAGGUGGAAAACCCUGCCCUUGCAAGACUGAACAGUAUAACAGCAAAGGGAAGACUGAGUUUUGUAGUACCCACCGAAAAUGAAUCUGACACACAGUUCCUGACAUUCAGGCACACUACAAAAGCUCAAGAGAGAACAAGAAAACGACAGCAGCCUAUAAAACUAGAGCCUCUGCCAGUGCUAAAAGUCUACCAAGAUCAUAAGAGGCCAGAAUACAUAUAUGAGCAGAACCGACUUCAGUUAGUCACUUCUGGAAUCAUAAAACCUCCAAGAAGAGAGGAAAGUUCUGCCAAAGUGUCUAUUCAGUUUCCUGAACAGCAAGUUCAUGUGGUGAAGAAAAAACAGAUCCACCGGCCCUCUACUGAGAUGUUCGCUCCCUCUCCUAAACUGUCACGUACCGGUAUUGGAAGAAGAGGUCUCUAUGGGACUAGCUCCUCAGCGUACCCUAAAUACACAUUCCAUGACCGGGAAGAAGUCAUUAAAGCCAACAUUCGUAAUCCCUUGCAAAUCAUUAAAAUAAUACGUGAAAAUGAACAUCUUGGAUUUCUUUAUAUGAUCCCUGCAGUGCCAAGGUCUUCCAUUGAAUAUGAUACAUAUAAUCUCAAAGUUGUAAGUUAUGAAAACAUCAAUAAAAAUGACUACUAUACUAUUAGCAAAAAAGCAGUAAUGCACAUUUAUAAUGAGGACAUUGAAUAUAUCGAAAUUGAUCGAUGGGAACAGGAAUAUCUAUAUCACAGAGAACUCACUAAGAUUCCCAUAUUUGCACUUUUCCGGAAAUGGAAGGCUUUUAACGUGUGGAAGAAGAAUGUCCGUUCCAAGAAAAUCAGUGGAUGUCGAAAAUCUCUACAAAAAAAAAAUCUGUUCAUUGUUAAUCAUUAUUUGCGACCAGCUCUUCUUAAAAUAAAUGAACUAUGCUAUCACUUGAGUUUUAUGGGACUUUGUCAUAUUGAAAAAUGUCAUACCUACACCCUGCAAGAAUUUAAAGUUGCACAAGUCAUACGGUUAGAAGAGGUGACAGAGCGCCUAGAAGAAUUUCGAAAUGAGGCAAAAAAUGUGGUCAGGAAGGCUUGUCGAAUUGCUCUUCGUGCCGCAGGAUUUAUUCCUGAUGACUGUCUACAUAAACCUGUUGAGGAUUAUUAUAAAAUGCAAGACAUCGGAGGUCUCAUUGAGUUGCCUGCUUACGCAGACUCUGACAAAAUGACAUACACAGAGCAGGCCAGCAAAAGGCAUCACUGCCUGAGGCUAACGUGCUUUAUCCGUCUAAAUGACUAUCUAAUUGAGAACACAAUGCACAUCCUAACAGUAAAUUCUGUUAACUCUCUUUUGAAUUAUCUUACUGACAAGCUAAAACGAACACCUUCAGCAGAUGUCAUUCAGAAAUGGAUUACUGAAGAGAAGCCUGAAGUCACUGAGAAAAAGGGGACCUCUGUGGUGGAAAAGCAGGAAGAAGAUGAGUCUCUCAUCCCCAUGUUUCUCACAGAACUGAUUUUGACAGUCCAAUCAUUACUAUUUGAACCUUCUUUGGAAGACUUUCUGGAUGGUAUUUCUGGCGCAAUUAAUCACUUUCAAAACACUGUGCUAUCAGUUCCUAACCUUGUACCUGAUACAUAUUUCGAUGCUUUUACCAGACCUUACAUUAACAACAAACUUGAAGAAAAAACCUGUGGAUCUGGACCAAGCCUAUCAGCAGUAUUUGAUGAUGAUAAGAAUUUUCACACAAUUAUCCUUCAAAUAAAGGAAACCAUACAGGCAGCAUUUGAAUCUGCCCAAUUAUAUGCAGCUACAUUUGAAAAGUUUCAGAUAUUCUUCAAGGAAAAUGAAAGUCUUGACUUACAAGCUCUUAAACUUCAAGAACCUGAUGUUGAGUUUUUUAGAGUACAACUGGAAAAAUAUCACAGACAGCACAAGGAUGCAGUAGCUCUGAGACCUACCAGAAAUGUAGGAUUGCUGCUCAUUGAUACAAAGCUGCUAAAAGAAAAACUAAUUCCAUCACCUUUGCGAUGCUUGGAGGUGCUAAAUUACAUGCUUCCCCGUCAAAGCAAGAAAAAAGUGGAUGCCAUUAUCUCUGAGGCACAAGAUGCAGAGUAUAAACUUGAGUUUGUUCCAACAACCACCAUAGAAUAUGUUAACAGCUUAGUAUUUCUUGAUGAAAUUCAGGAAAGGAUCGAAAGCCUUGAAGAUGAAGGCAAUGUAGUGAUUCAGAUGUACAAGCUCAUUGAACAGUAUCAGGUCCCCACACCUCCGGAAGACUUCGCUGUUUUUGCUACUAUGAAGCCAUCCAUUGUUGCAGUUCAGAACGCCAUCGAUAAAUCCGUGGGUGACCGAGAAACAAGGAUCAGGCAAUUUUCUCAGCAUUUGGGUAGAGACCUUGAAGACCUAACCAACGAAGUGAAUGAAGUAAAGCUACAAGCACAAGAUCCACAGAUUUUGGAUAUCACUGCUGACCAAGGCAAAAUAAAGCUCAUGUUGAAUGAGCUGCAGGUAGUUCUAGAUGAUCUUCAAAAACGUGCGUUUCAGUAUAAAUCCUAUCAGAAGAAUUUUAAGGUAGAAGUAUCGAAGUUUGAAGCUCUGGAAGAAGUUAGUGCUGAAUUGAAACUCAAACAAUUGCUCUGGGAUUCUUUAUCUGAAUGGGAUCAACUCCAACAAGAAUGGUUAAAGUCCAAGUUUGACUGCCUGGAUCCAGAAUUCCUGAAUAGUCAAGUUUCUAAAUAUGCCAAAUUUGUGACUCAAUUGGAAAAGGGCUUGCCACCCAACAGUGUAGUUCCCCAGCUAAAACAUAAGGUGGAAAAAAUGAAAGAAAAGCUUCCAGUUAUCAUUGACUUGAGGAACCCAACUUUGAAGGCAAGACAUUGGGCAGCUAUUGAACAAACAGUUGAUGCCUCCCUAGUGGACCUUGAAAUUCCAUUAACCUUGCAGAAGCUCUCUGAGUUGCGUGUUUUUGAUUUUGGCCAAGAAAUCCAGGACAUUUCUGGGCAGGCUUCUGGAGAAGCUGCCUUAGAAACAAUUCUUAAAAAGGUGGAGGAUUCUUGGAAAACAACCGAAUUCGUCAUUCUCCCUCACCGUGACUCCAAAGAUGUGUUUAUUCUGGGCGGCACAGAUGACAUACAGGUCCUUCUUGAUGACAGCACCAUCAACAUCGCAACCAUUGCCUCAUCACGUUAUGUUGGUCCCUUGAAAACUCGAGUGGAUGACUGGCAGAAACAACUUGCCUUAUUUAAUCAAACACUGGAAGAGUGGCUGAACUGCCAGAGAAACUGGCUCUACCUAGAAAGUAUUUUUAAUGCUCCAGAUAUUCAGAGGCAAUUGCCUGCCGAGGCUAAGAUGUUCCUGCAAGUGGAUAAGUCAUGGAAAGAAAUCAUGAGGAAGGUGAACCGGUUGCCUAACGCUCUUCGAGCAGCUACUCAACCAGGACUUCUGGAGACUUUUCAAAAUAAUAAUGCAUUACUUGACCAAAUUCAAAAGUGUCUGGAGGCAUAUUUAGAAUCAAAAAGAGUUAUCUUUCCAAGAUUUUACUUCUUGUCAAAUGAUGAACUUCUGGAGAUUCUGGCCCAGACACGAAAUCCCCAAGCUGUGCAGCCACACUUAAGGAAAUGCUUUGACUCCAUUUCAAAGCUUGAAUUUGCUCUCAUGCCUCCUACUGAAGGAAAAAUUCCUGGUGUGGAAGGAGAGCCAGAAAAGAUUUACACUAACGAUAUUUUAGCGAUGCUAUCACCAGAAGGAGAACGGGUUAGCUUGGGAAAAGGCCUGAAAGCCCGGGGCAACGUGGAGGAAUGGCUUGGUAAAGUGGAGGAAGCCAUGUUCACUUCUCUGCGUCGCCUGAGCAAAGCUGCCAUCGCCGACUAUCAGGGGAAACCAAGGACAGACUGGGUGACUGCUGGCCACCCUUCUCAAGUGAUCCUGACCAUUUCUCAAAUAAUGUGGUGCCGUGAUUUGACUGAGUGUCUGGAAAGAGAAGAUGGUAACCACGUAGAGGCCCUGGAAGAUUUUGAGAAAGUAAACUUUGAGAGAUUAAAUGCCCUGGCAGUGAUAGUUCGAGGCAGUCUUCCAAAAUUACAGAGAAACAUCAUAACUGCCUUAAUUACUAUUGAUGUACAUGCAAGAGACAUAGUCACUGAACUUGUUCAAGCCAAGGUAGAGGAAGUCAAUUCCUUUGACUGGCAGAGACAACUGCGCUAUUAUUGGGAUGUAGAUGUGGAUAAUUGUGUGGCUAGGAUGGCGCUCUCUCAGUACAUUUAUGGCUACGAGUAUUUGGGUGCAUGCCCAAGACUAGUUAUUACUCCUCUCACGGAUCGCUGCUACCUUUGCCUCAUGGGAGCUUUGCAGCUCGACCUGGGAGGCGCGCCGGCUGGUCCUGCAGGUACUGGGAAGACAGAGACAACCAAAGACCUAGCUAAAGCUCUUGCCAUCCAAUGUGUGGUCUUCAACUGCUCCGAUGGUUUGGACUACAAGAUGAUGGGGCGCUUCUUCAGCGGUCUGGCACAGUCAGGGGCCUGGUGCUGCUUUGAUGAAUUUAAUCGAAUUGACAUAGAAGUUUUGUCGGUCAUAGCACAGCAACUCAUUACCAUUAGGAAUGCCAAAGCCGCAAAGCUGUCUAGAUUCAUGUUUGAGGGGCGGGAAAUAAAGUUGGUCAUGACUUGUGCAGCUUUUAUCACAAUGAAUCCUGGAUACGCAGGCAGAACCGAAUUGCCGGAUAAUUUGAAAGCCCUGUUUAGACCCUUUGCAAUGAUGGUUCCGAAUUACGCUUUGAUUGCAGAGGUAAUUCUAUAUUCGGAAGGAUUUGAAUCCAGUAAAAUAUUAGCGAGAAAAAUGACCCAGAUGUAUAAGCUCUGCAGUGAACAGCUCUCUCAGCAGGAUCACUACGACUUUGGCAUGAGAGCUGUAAAGUCUGUACUGGUCAUGGCCGGGUCUUUAAAAAGGGAGAAUCCAGACCUAAGUGAAGAUGUGGUGUUGAUAAGAGCUUUACGAGACUCCAACUUGCCAAAAUUCCUAACAGAUGAUGCUCUUCUGUUCAGUGGAAUCAUAUCUGAUCUUUUUCCUGGAGUCCAAAUUCCAGAACAUGAUUAUGGUAUAUUGCAGUCAACAAUUAUAGAUGUCAUGAAUAGACAGAAUCUUCAGCCUGAGGCAUGUAUGGUUAAAAAAGUGAUACAGUUCUAUGAAACUAUGCUGGUAAGACAUGGUGUGAUGUUAGUUGGGCCAACAGGAGGUGGCAAGACCACAGUUUACCAAAUACUGGCAGAAACUUUAGGGAAUUUGCGAAAACUUGGUGUAGACAAUCCCUUUUACCAACCAGUUAAAACAUAUGUUCUUAAUCCUAAAUCAAUUACAAUGGGUGAAUUAUAUGGCGAAGUUAAUAACGUAACCUUGGAGUGGAAAGAUGGUUUGAUGGCACUAAGUGUCCGAGCAGCUGUGAAUGACACUUCAGAAGACCAUAAAUGGAUCAUCAGUGAUGGGCCCGUGGAUGCUCUUUGGAUUGAAAAUAUGAAUACAGUGUUGGAUGAUAACAAGAUGCUUUGUCUGGCUAACAGUGAGAGGAUCAAACUCACACCUCAAAUCCACAUGCUUUUUGAGGUGCAAGAUCUAAGGGUUGCCUCUCCUGCAACAGUCAGUCGAUGUGGAAUGGUGUUUGUGGAUCCUGAAGAACUGAAAUGGAUGCCUUAUGUUAAAACAUGGAUGAAGAGUACUUCUAACAAACUGAAUGAGGAAACCCAAGAAUAUAUAUUGAAUCUUUUCCAACGUUAUGUUGAUGAUGGUUUAUAUUUUAUCAAUAAAAAAUGUGGCCAAGCAAUCCCACAAGUGGACAUCAGCAAAGUUACUACACUCUGUUGCUUAUUGGAGUCUUUGAUACUUGGGAAGGAUGGAGUUAAUUUGACAAUGGAACAAACAAAACUGAAUACAAUACUAUGUCAGACUUUCAUAUUCUGUUAUUUAUGGUCUUUGGGUGGUAAUCUAACUGAAAACUACUGGGAUUCUUUUGAUACAUUUAUUAGAACACAAUUCGAUGAUAAUCCUGAUGCCAGGCUGCCCAGUUCUGGUGAUCUGUGGAGCAUCCACAUGGACUUCGACACCAAACGGCUGGAUCCCUGGGAACGAAUCAUACCCACCUUCAAGUACAGCCGAGAUGUUCCUUUUUUUGAAAUGCUUGUCCCCACAACGGACACAGUGCGCUUUGGGUAUCUAAUGGAAAAAUUGCUGGCAGUCAGGCAUUCAGUGUUGUUUACGGGAAUAACUGGAGUUGGCAAGUCUGUCAUUGCAAAAGGAUUGUUGAAUAGAAUUCAGGAAUCAGCCGGCUAUGUUCCUGUUUAUCUGAAUUUUUCUGCUCAAACUUCAUCUGCAAGAACACAAGAGAUCAUUGAGUCAAAACUGGAAAGGAAAAGAAAAAAUAUACUAGGAGCACCGGGAAACAAACAAGUUGUGAUUUUUGUUGAUGAUUUAAACAUGCCCAGACUAGACCACUAUGGCUCUCAACCUCCAAUUGAAUUACUUCGGCAGUAUCAAGAUUUUGGUGGAUUUUAUGACAGAAACAAAUUCUUUUGGAAAGACAUACAGGAUGUCACGAUCCUAUCGGCAUGUGCACCCCCAGGCGGGGGCCGCAACCCUGUGACUCCCCGCUUCAUCCGCCACUUCAGCAUGCUGUGCCUUCCCAUGCCCUCAGAGCACAGUCUGAAGCAGAUUUUUCAGGCCAUCUUAAAUGGCUUCCUUAGUGACUUCCCACCAGCUGUAAAGCAAACCGCAGCAAACAUUGUAGAAGCCGCAGUUGAGAUUUAUAACAGAAUGAGUGUUGAUCUUCUGCCAACACCAGCCAAGUCCCAUUAUGUCUUUAACUUGAGAGAUUUAUCCAAGUGUGUACAAGGUAUCCUCCAGUGUGAUCCAGGAACAAUAAGAGAAGAAAUACAGAUAUUUAGACUCUUUUGCCAUGAAUGCCAAAGAGUUUUCCAUGACCGUUUGAUUAAUAAUGAAGAUAAACACUAUUUCCAUACUAUUUUGACAGAAAUGGCCAAUAAACAUUUUGGAAUUGCAAUUGGCCUGGAAUAUUUUUUAAAUAGACCCAUCAUCUUUGGAGACUUUAUUAAGUUUGGAGCAGAUAAGAUUGACCGGAUUUAUGAUGACAUGCCCGAUAUGGAGAAAAUCGCAAAUGUUCUAGAGGACUAUCUUGAUGAUUAUAACCUUACAAAUCCCAAAGAAGUAAAGUUGGUGUUCUUCCAGGAUGCUAUAGAACAUGUUUCAAGGAUUGCCCGCAUGAUCCGUCAGGAAAGAGGCAACGCCCUGCUUGUUGGAGUAGGAGGCACAGGAAAGCAGUCUCUUACAAGACUUGCAGCUCACAUAUGUGGUUACAAAUGUUUGCAAAUUGAACUGAGCCGGGGAUAUAAUUAUGACAGUUUUCACGAAGACCUGAGGAAGCUGUACAAACUGGCUGGUGUAGAUGACAGGAAUAUGGUCUUUCUCUUCACGGACACCCAGAUUGUAGUGGAGGAGUUCCUGGAAGAUAUAAAUAACAUCCUGAACUCAGGUGAAGUGCCCAAUUUAUUUGAAAAGGAUGAACUGGAACAGGUUUUAGCAGCCACCAGACCAAGGGCGAAAGAAGUAGGCAUUUCUGAGGGAAACAGAGAUGAGGUGUUUCAGCACUUUAUCAGCAGAGUCCGUCAGAAGCUGCACAUUGUUCUCUGUAUGAGCCCUGUGGGGGAGGCCUUUCGGUCCCGAUGCCGGAUGUUUCCAUCCCUUGUGAACUGCUGCACUAUUGAUUGGUUUGUCCAGUGGCCUAGAGAAGCACUUCUUUCUGUAUCAAAGACGUUUUUUGCAAACGUGGAUGCUGGAAAAGAAGAACUGAAAGAAAAGCUUUCCCUCAUGUGCGUGAACGUUCACUUGAGCGUCUCCACGAUGGCAGAACGCUAUUACAUGGAGCUCCGCAGACGGUACUACACAACGCCUACCUCCUACUUGGAACUCAUCAAUCUCUUCCUGACUAUGCUGAGUGAGAAAAAGAAGCAGCUGGUUUCGGCACGUGACCGGGUGAAAAACGGUCUCACCAAGCUAUUAGAAACAAACGUACUAGUAGAUAAAAUGAAAUUAGAACUUUCAGCUUUAGAACCUGUUCUUCUUCAAAAAUCACAAGAUGUUGAAGCCCUGAUGGACAAAUUGGCAGUAGAUCAAGAAAAUGCCGAUCAGGUCCGUAGCAUUGUGCAGGAAGAUGAAGCAACAGCAAAAGUGAAAGCUGAGGAAACCCAAGCAAUUGCCGAUGAUGCUCAGAGAGACCUUGAAGAAGCUCUCCCUGCCCUUGAUGCUGCUAAUAAAGCCCUGGAUUCCUUAGAUAAAGCAGACAUAUCGGAAAUCAGAGUUUUUACAAAGCCCCCAGAUAUGGUCAUGACUGUUAUGGAAGCGAUUUCUAUUCUCUUGAAUGCCAAGCCUGAUUGGCCAACAGCCAAGCAACUUCUUGGUGAUUCUAACUUUCUAAGAAGACUUUUAGAAUAUGAUAAGGAGAACAUAAAGCCUCAGAUAUUGGCAAAACUUCAAAAGUAUAUUAACAAUCCUGAUUUUGUGCCUGAAAAAGUAGAGAAAGUGUCCAGAGCAUGUAAAUCCAUGUGCAUGUGGGUAAGAGCGAUGGAUUUAUACUCUAGGGUAGUCAAAGAAGUCGAACCAAAGAGACAAAAACUCCGUGCUGCACAGGCUGAACUUGAUAUUACUAUGGCCACUCUGAGAGAAAAGCAAGCAUUACUAAAGCAAGUAGAAGAUCAAAUACAAGCCUUACAAGAUGAAUAUGACAAAGGUGUGAAUGAGAAAGAAGGUCUAGCAAAGACUAUGGCCCUGACCAAAGCACGUCUGAUACGUGCUGGAAAGCUGACGGCUGCAUUAGGAGAUGAGCAAGUUCGAUGGGAAGAAAGCAUUGAGAAAUUCAAUGAGGAGAUAUCAAAUAUCAUUGGGAAUGUGUUUAUAGCAGCAGCUUGUGUUGCCUAUUAUGGGGCCUUCACAGCCCAGUAUAGGCAAUCGCUUAUAGAAUAUUGGAUCCAGGACUGUCUGUCUCUGGAGAUCCCAAUUAAUCCUUCCUUCAGUCUCAUUAACAUUCUUGGCGAUCCCUACGAAAUACGGCAGUGGAACACUGAUGGGCUGCCCCGUGACAUAAUAUCAACAGAAAAUGGUAUCUUGGUUACUCAAGGGAGACGGUGGCCUCUGAUGAUUGAUCCCCAGGAUCAGGCAAACCGUUGGAUAAGGAACAGGGAAAGCAAGAGUGGUUUAAAGAUCAUUAAGCUUACGGAUAGUAAUUUCUUACGUACACUGGAAAAUUCAAUCCAACUUGGUUUACCCGUCUUGCUGGAAGAGCUUAAAGAAACCUUGGAUCCAGCUCUAGAACCCAUUCUCUUGAAGCAGACUUUCAUGAGUGGUGGACGGCUGCUCAUUCACCUUGGAGAUUCAGACAUUGAUUAUGACAAAAACUUUAGGUUCUAUAUGACAACCAAAUUGCCAAAUCCCCACUACCUGCCUGAGGUGUGCAUUAAAGUUACCAUCAUCAAUUUCACCGUAACCAAAUCAGGUCUAGAGGAUCAAUUGUUAAGUGAUGUGGUACGACUCGAAAAACCCGAGUUGGAGGAACAAAGAAUCAAGCUCAUUGUGAGGAUCAACACUGACAAAAACCAGCUGAAAACUAUCGAGGAGAAAAUCCUGAGAAUGCUCUUUACAUCGGAAGGAAAUAUCCUGGACAAUGAAGAACUUAUUGACACACUCCAGGAUUCAAAGAUCACUUCUGGUGCCAUUAAAAUCAGGCUAAAGGAAGCCGAGUCCACUGAAAUGAUGAUCAAUGUCGCUCGUGAGAAGUACCGUCCAGUAGCCACUCAAGGCUCCGUCAUGUACUUUGUUAUUGCAAGCCUCUCAGAAAUAGAUCCUAUGUACCAGUAUUCGUUAAAAUACUUUAAACAGUUGUUCAAUACAACAAUCGAGACUUCUCUAAGGACAGAUGAUCUACAGCAGCGCUUGGAAAUACUGCUGGAACAAACUCUUCUAACCGCUUAUGUCAAUGUUUCAAGAGGACUUUUUGAACAACAUAAACUCAUCUACAGCUUUAUGCUCUGUGUUGAGAUCAUGCGUCAGCAAGAAAACUUAACUGAUGCUGAAUGGAAUUUCUUUCUCCGAGGUUCUGCAGGAUUAGAAAAGGUACCUAUCUCAAGUUUGGAUUAUGCUUGCAAGAGACAAUUUGAAAAUGCAAUUAGGAAAAAAUCCAGUUACAGUGGCAGAUCUUUUGAGACUUAUAUUAACCCAGCUGAAUGGGAAGGCUAUUCUAAAAUGAAGGCAGAAGAGGAAUUCAUGACACAAGAAAAAGAGAUCAAAAGCCAUAAUUCUUGGCAUCCAGUAUUAAGUUCUUUCCAAAAGCUAAUUCUCAUUAAAUGUUGUAAAGAAGAGAAGGUGGUUUUUGCUCUUACAGACUUUGUAAUAGAAAAUCUUGGAAAACACUUUAUAGAGACACCACCUGUGGACUUGCCCACUCUGUAUCAAGACAUGUCAUAUAACACUCCCCUGGUAUUUAUCUUAAGCACAGGCUCGGAUCCUAUGGGCGCAUUCCAGAGGUUUGCCAGGGACAGCGGGUAUUCAGAACGACGUUACUUUAAUGUGACUGUAAAGGGACUGGUUUACUCCGUAACCAAUGAGCCUCCGAAAGGUCUACGUGCAAAUAUCAGACGAGCAUUUACUGAAAUGACACCUUCGUUUUUUGAAGAAAAUAUACUUGGAAGAAAAUGGAGACAAAUAAUAUUUGGCAUUUGCUUCUUCCAUGCAAUUAUUCAGGAGAGAAAAAAGUUUGGCCCCCUUGGUUGGAAUAUCUGCUAUGAAUUUAAUGACAGUGACAGGGAAUGUGCUUUACUAAACCUCAACCUUUAUUGUCAAGAAGGAAAGAUUCCCUGGGAUGCGUUGAUUUACAUUACUGGUGAAAUUACAUAUGGUGGUAGAGUUACAGAUACCUGGGAUCAAAGAUGCCUUCGUACGGUCUUAAAAAGGUUCUUUUCUCCUGAAACAUUAGAAGAGGAUUAUAAAUAUUCGGAAUCAGGCAUCUAUUUUGCACCUUUGGCUGACAGCCUACAAGAGUUUAAGGACUACAUUGAAAAUCUGCCUUUGAUGGAUGACCCAGAAAUAUUUGGAAUGCAUGAAAAUGCCAACCUAGUUUUCCAGUACAAAGAGACCAACACUUUAAUCAACACCAUACUUGAAGUUCAGCCAAGAUCGUCAUCUGGUGGAGAGGGAAAAAGCAAUGAUGAAAUUGUCCAAGAACUUGUUGCUUCAGUCCGGACCAGAGUUCCAGAAACACUAGAAAUGGAGAGUGCAACGGAGAGCCUUUUCAUCAGGGAUCCUCAAGGACGCCUUAACUCCUUGACUACCGUGCUUGGACAAGAAGUGGACCGCUUUAACAAGCUACUGAAGUUAAUACACACUUCUCUGGAAACACUCAACAAAGCCAUCGCCGGCUUAGUGGUGAUGUCUGAAGAAAUGGAGAAGGUGUAUAACAGUUUCCUCAACAACCAGGUUCCUUCUCUGUGGUCCAGCACAGCCUACCCAUCCCUGAAGCCACUGGGAUCAUGGGUCAAAGACCUCAUCCUGAGGACUGCGUUUGUGGACUUGUGGCUCAAAAGAGGGCAGCCUAAGUCCUUCUGGAUCUCCGGUUUCUUCUUUCCUCAAGGAUUUCUAACAGGAACUCUUCAAAAUCAUGCUCGGAAAUACAAUUUGCCUAUAGAUGAGCUGAGUUUCAAAUACAACAUCAUUCCUACCUACCGGGAUCAAGCUGCAGUUAUAGAAGCUGCCAAGACAGUGCAGUUUGGACAAGAAUUGCCCAUGGACUUGGAGGUAUUGUCCCCCCGACUACUCUGUGUGUGCUAG
Messenger RNA from Leptonychotes weddellii (Weddell seal), 12043 nucleotides. The record is from RefSeq and is a predicted model, not a curated record. Lineage: Eukaryota; Metazoa; Chordata; Mammalia; Carnivora; Phocidae.